AGCCAGCGACGGGGUGGGGAGGGAGUGUGCAAGUCCAGGAGAAGGAGCCUAUUUUGGCUCGAAUGGGAGAGCGCUUUUGAUACUGGGGAAGGCGUGGAAAACCGGGGUGUUUGUGGGUUUCGGGGAAAGAGCAUCCAUCCAACUCGGGGUGGCCACAACGCAGGCAGCGCAGCCAGUCUUUGGCGGGGGGUGGGGGGUUCUCCAGGGAAGAGGCACUGUGUGAGUGAGUGACAGAGGGAGGAAAGACUAAGGCCAGGUCUGGGGCAUGCAGCGGAGAGAAAUCUGUGUCUCUGUGUGUGCGUGCAUACGAAGAAGUUGCCCGGCUCUGCGUUGGUGGGAGAGAGAGCGUUUUUGUCCCCCGCAUCGCUCUCAAGCAGCCUGUGGAUUGUAGAAGUUGUGCUGCCACCCAGGGCGGAGAUGGCCGUGCCCGCCAUGAGCCGGGGGGGUGCCUGCUCAACAUAGGCCCCCUGGCAGCUGCAGCCAGCCCUCCCUGGAUGCAGCCGGACCCCCUGCGGAAGGCGCAGCGACAGCCGUUGCUGCUGCUGGAGCGACCCCAGUCCCCAGCCAAGCUGGCACCAUGGCAGCGGAGGUCCGACUGAAGAGACUGGAGGAGCUGGUCCUCGACCCCAAUGUGGUGGGCUUGGAGAUGCUGGUGGACCUUCUGCUCUGCGUGCAUCAUGAGCUGAGCACAUCGCCCCUGGCCCCAGAGAAGUACAUCAUGGAGUUCCUGCAGUGGGCGGAGCCAGUAACCUCCAGGCUAAAACAGCUUCGGUUGCAGCGAGAUGACUUUGAGAUCCUAAAGGUGAUUGGCCGAGGAGCUUUCAGUGAGGUGGCAGUGGUGAAGCAGAAGAGGACCUCUCAGGUGUAUGCCAUGAAAAUAAUGAAUAAAUGGGACAUGUUGAAACGAGGAGAGGUUUCCUGCUUCAGGGAGGAGAGGGAUGUUCUGGUGAAUGGAGACAAGCGCUGGAUUACGCAGUUGCAUUUUGCUUUCCAAGAUGAGAAUUACCUGUACCUGGUGAUGGACUACUAUGUUGGUGGUGACCUCCUGACCCUGCUGAGCAAGUUUGGUGACCGCAUCCCUCUGGAGAUGGCCCGGUUCUACUUGGCUGAGAUGGUGAUGGCCAUCGACUCAAUACACAGCAUGGGUUAUGUGCACAGAGACAUCAAACCAGACAACAUCCUGCUUGAUCGAUGUGGGCACAUUCGGCUGGGCGAUUUUGGAUCCUGUCUCAAGCUUCGAGAAGAUGGGACGGUCUGUUCCACAGUGGCAGUGGGCACUCCGGAUUACCUCUCCCCUGAGAUCCUGCGAGCAGUGGAAGAUGGGGCUCAUUCCUAUGGCACGGAAUGCGAUUGGUGGUCUCUGGGCAUUUUUGCCUAUGAGAUGUUCUUUGGGCACACCCCCUUCUUUGCCGACUCUGUUGUGGAAACCUAUGGCAAGAUUAUGCACUUCAAGGAGCAUUUCCAGUUCCCCCUCUCGGCCCCAGAGAUCCCCCCGGAAGCCCAGGCCUUAAUCGAAGGGCUGAUCUGUCCUCGAGAGACACGGCUGGGAUGUAAUGGCGUCCGGGACUUCCAGGAACACCCCUUCUUCGCUGGCAUUGACUGGGAGGCCCUGCGGGACUGUGCCCCUUCCUUUGUGCCCGAGUUUGCCAACGCCAUGGACACGUGUAACUUCGACGUGGUGGACGACUGUCUCACCGACAUGGUGAGAGGGGGAGGGGAGACCCUGUCGGAUGUGAUCGAGACCUCUCCGCUCGGGGUGCACCUGCCCUUUGUGGGAUACUCCUACACUUACCCGGCUGUGAAACAGAAUGAUCCUGAGGAAAGUGACCGAGGUAACAUCGCCAUGGAUGUGGAUUGUGCUGGGAGGAUCUUAUCAGGGGAAGCAGAGAAAACCCCUCCCGAGGAGCUGGCCCGUAAACUGCCGGAUGGGCAGAAGCUGGACCUGUCCACUUUUCUAGAACUGCAGGCAGCCUUCGAGGAGGAACUGAAGAGUCGGGAAAUGCUGCGCCAAGAGCUCAGCAUGGUCAAGGUGGCCAAUCAGACUUUGGCCAGCCGGCUAAAGGACGCCGAGAGCCGAAACCUGGAACUGGAAGCUCAGAUCAGACGCCUGAAGGAGCAGACGGAAGGGGUGAAGCCGGCGGCUGAGGAGGCUGCUCUAGGGUGGAGCCCACCUUGGCCCCCUAACCACUCCCAGCCUUUCUUGUGCUGCGUGGAGCAGCCAGCCGAUGCGGCACCGUGGCAUCCCGGCUCUGUGAAUACCCGCUUGUGGUACCUCUGUACCGGCACUUGCUGCUCUUUUCCAGGGUACAUAGGCCCUGCAUCGUCAAUGUGGGAUACCUGCUCCUAUGCACUGGUGGGUUUGGACUGGAGGCCCCCACCCGGAGCUCAGUGGAAGCAGUUUGAACACUGACGGCGCAAGGGACAGUCGGUCACGUCAGCAGCUGUUCGGUCAAGUCUAACCUUGAGGAAAAGCCCCCUUAACUUAGGAUCCGCUUGGACAAAUUCUUGGGCCCAGAGGCGGUGAAGCCAGGUCGAGCUCCAGCUGCAGACGGCCCAGCUCAGCUUCACCUCUGCUUCUCUCCCAUUUGUUUCAAGAGAUAACCAUCCACCUUCUCUAAGCAGACCACUCCAAGGAGAAAGCCAGGAGGGAACAGGAAGAGCUGAAGGCACAAUCCAGGGAUCCUGCCUUCCAGCAUCCUUGCACCCUCUGUAUAUACCCCCCUACAGGAAACACGCCCAGCUCUGACGGCACUUCCCAAUGCAAGUGCAUCCCGUUCCCUAAAGGCUGUUAGGGGAUCCCAAGCGUCGAGACUAAGCUGUGACGCAGAAGGCCCUUUGUUCUGGACACAUCUCCUCCCACCAGGCCGCUGCAAGCUGCUUCUGUUGCUGCAAAGGAUUUUGAGCUGGCAAGAUUCUUCCAGGGACUUUUGCCCGCCUGGCAAUGGCUGCUUCUGCACCUGACGCCCCUGGGGAAAUGAGGGUUAGAAGGGCCGGUGGCAGGAAAAGGGCAUCCAGAUCCUGCCCUGGUGGGCUUGUGAAGCCCGACUCCUAAGGGUUAGUCAAAUGGUUUGCUAGGCAAGCUGUAACCAGCGUGCUUCAGGGCCAGGAGUUUGACACUUGAAGGCUAGAGUGCUCCCUGGGAGAAAAAAGGGGCCCGCCUGUUUUUUCUGCAAGGCCUUAUGGGCCCCUUGGACUCUACAGGGGGGAUGCUAGUUUUAAACUGCCAGACAUGAUUUUUAUCAGCACUUCCCCACUUCUGGUACCGGAUGCUAAACCUGGCUCUCUAGCGCUCCACAGUUCCACCCACCCAUUCUUUGUCCGUUAUUUGAAAUGGCGGGGGUGGGGGGAGUGGCAGCCCCACAGGCUGGAGAGCCAGGCCUCCGGUCCCCCCGUUUUGAAGAGCGUAUGCAUGUCGAUAGAACAAGCACACAGAACCCCAAUCUGGCUUGCAGGGGCAAACUGCUAGUGUAGGGUUUUUCACUCAGCCCCUUGGCAUCUCUCACCCCCUCCCCAAUAUUUAUUAUUCCUCUUUGUGUAACCUGGUGCGUUGGCUGGAUGCAUGAAAACACUGUACAUUCUGACACUGUGAGCUGAGGAUGUUCCCUCCUUUGAGAGGUGUGUGAAUAAAGUCGGACUGUUCCGUG
This is a messenger RNA of Candoia aspera, 3644 nucleotides long. RefSeq names its product DM1 protein kinase (gene DMPK). Gene Ontology annotation, cellular component: cytoplasm; cytoskeleton. Lineage: Eukaryota; Metazoa; Chordata; Lepidosauria; Squamata; Candoiidae. Gene Ontology annotation, molecular function: ATP binding; protein serine/threonine kinase activity. The record is from RefSeq and is a predicted model, not a curated record. Bases 578 to 2410 code for a protein of 610 amino acids. The transcript has 15 exons. Gene Ontology annotation, biological process: actomyosin structure organization; peptidyl-threonine phosphorylation.